AUGCCCGUCCCCACAAAGCAAAGAGACCUCAUUGACCCCAGCGCCCUCCGGGUCCUUAUCACAGGCUACGGCCCGUUCCGCGGGUUCCCCGUCAACCCCUCCUGGCUCGCCGUCAAGCCCCUGCACAACCGCACCAUCCACUCCCUCAACGCGCACCCGCGCCCCGUCCACAUCACCGCGCUGCAGCUCCCCACGUCCUACGCCGCCGUGCUCGCUGCCGCGCCCGGGAUCCACGCCCGCCCGCCCGCGCUCCCCAAGUCGCUCGACCCGUCGUGCGUGCCGGCGCCCCCGCCGCGCGGCGGGUACGACCUCGUGCUGCACGUCGGCGUCGCGGGCCCCGGUGCGAUGCGCGUCGAGCAGCGCGGGCGCAAGCACGGGUACAACUCGCCCGACGCGGACGACGAGCUGUGCCCCGUCGCGCUGGACGGGGCGCCGCCCGUGCGCGGCUUCGGCAAGGGCUACGAGGAGUUCCCGGACGAGAUGUACACGCCGGUGGACUGCGCGAAGCUCAUCGAAUACCUGAAGGACAUGGGCAUCUCGGACGUCGUUCCGUCGUCUAACGCUGGUCUGUAUCUAUGUGAGUUCAUAACGUACGGCUCGCUCGCGGAGGCAGAGCGGGCGGCUGCGCAGGGCAAGAAGGAGACCCCCGUGCUGUUUAUGCAUAUACCACCCGUCGAGCAGCCGCUGUCGACAGAGUAUUGCACGGAGGCGUUGCGCCGCUCUAUUUCCUGGAUCUGUAGUCAAUGGUAA
Molecule: messenger RNA, 750 nt
Organism: Postia placenta MAD-698-R-SB12
Lineage: Eukaryota; Fungi; Basidiomycota; Agaricomycetes; Polyporales; Adustoporiaceae
Exons: 3
Coding region: 1-750 (249 amino acids)
Biological process (GO): proteolysis
Source: RefSeq, a predicted model, not a curated record